Triplophysa rosa is the source of this 1582-nucleotide messenger RNA. RefSeq names its product cellular retinoic acid binding protein 2, b (gene crabp2b). Gene Ontology annotation, cellular component: nucleus; cytosol. Gene Ontology annotation, biological process: fatty acid transport. The record is from RefSeq and is a predicted model, not a curated record. Gene Ontology annotation, molecular function: fatty acid binding. The coding region runs from base 155 to 583 and encodes 142 amino acids. NCBI's taxonomy places the organism in Eukaryota, Metazoa, Chordata, Actinopteri, Cypriniformes, Nemacheilidae. The transcript has 4 exons.
CACUAGCGCACAUUUCCACGCAGAGCAAAGAGAGAAAGAGACCGCUGAAAGCCGGCAGAUGAGAGGUCAGUCGAGGACGGGUUGUUGAAACAAAUAUACAUAGGCCUAUAUAAACACAAUAGAAGAAAACCGUUCGUAAGAGGCGAAGUCAAACAUGGAGCGAACGUUCGCCGACUUUUCUGGCUCUUGGAAAAUGAAAAGUUCAGAAAACUUCGAGGAGUUGUUGAAAGCGCUCGGCCUAAAUGUCUUUCUGAGGAAAAUUGCAGUUGCAGCCGCCUCCAAACCAGCUGUUGAAAUCACACAACAGGGAGAAAGCCUCUCCAUUCAGACGUCUACUAGCGUGCGGACCACUCAUGUGUCCUUCACAGUGGGCCAGUCCUUCAACGAGACCACAGUAGAUGGACGUCCAUGCACAAGUUUUCCGAAAUGGGAGACGGACAGUAAAAUAACAUGUGAGCAGACACUGCAGAAGGGGGAGGGCCCUGAGACAUCAUGGAUGCGUGAGCUGACCAAUGACGGACAGAUGAUACUGACUAUGAGAGCCGGUGGUGUUGUCUGCACCCGUGUGUAUGAACGAGACUAAAGGAUCUUUACGUCACAGUUUAUUCCACAGCAAUUUACAUAGUGUUAUAAUCUGCUAUAGUUUAUCAUCGUACAAAAGCCUGUUCAUUCCACUUUUAAGAGCUGCUUUUUUGCAUGUUUAACUGGGUCUGUGUGUGACAGAGAUGUAGAGAAAGAGUUUAAAGGAUAAGGGUGGUACCGUUCUGUGUCGAGUUCCAGUCUGUGUUUAUCUUACUAGCGAAUAUAUUAGAAAACUGUAUUUGUUAUUGUUUGUGCAUUUCCCCGCAGUUUCAUGUAUAUGCCACAAUGUGGUUUUUCAAUCAAAAAAUAUUACUUUAUACAUGUAAACCUUUUAAACCUUUAUACAUAUACACAAAUAGUCUUUUCUGUGAAAUACUUUGUAUUUUCUAAAAUGAAAAGUUAGGGCAGGACAUACCAAAGGGAUCAUCUCUUAAAAAAUGUGACAGUCAUGAAGCAUAAAUGUUUUUAUUCUAUUAACGUGUAUUACCCUUUGUGCACCAGUGAGUUAAUGACUUUGAAGCUAAAAGACAUGGACUAAAAGUCUUGAAACUCAUAUCAAGAAAAAUAAAAAAACUCAUGUGCAUACCUCUUUCCUCGUAAAACCUUCUUCUUUCUUUAUGAAACACUUUGAUACUGAACUCCCUUGCACUUUUCCACUCGUUUUCUGCUUCAUUCCCUCUAUUCAACUUUCUCUUUGUCUGUUCUCACUUCUCUCUCCCCAUCCAAACGCUCAGUUCUGAAUGGCCCUAUAUGAGUUUGUCAUGACUGCACCUCAGUUCUGAAAAAAAUCCUGGCAAGCGCUAAGGGGAAGAGGGAGAGGUAUGGAAAGAGUGAGCAAAUGCUAGAAAGAAAAAUAAUUUCAUAUUUCGAAGGAGUUAUAUUCCCUCUGCUUCCUAUCCCAUCUGAACUACUUAACGCAUGAGGUCAGAGAGAAAGUCUUGUGUAGCUUCUGUAGCCAGUGUAAUGAGGUUAAAUGUUCUAGGACAUAUUCAUCUGCAAG